AUGAUUUUACCCAUAGAACUACUAAAUAUCAUCGUGAAUGAGAACAUUGAUAGUUUUAAAACUUUAAUUGCCUGGGCACAAGUUUCAAGCUAUUUCAGAGGAACUAUCAGUGAUGAUGUCGGAAUAAUUAUAGUACGUGAUUCAAAUUAUCCUUCUGCUCCCAGGGAGGAUUAUUUUGGAUAUCACUUCCUACUGACUCCUCAGAACCAUACACUAAUUAACACAGAUCUCCCUAAUACCGAGGGAAUGACGCAAAUUGUGAAAAGGUACAAUAAUUUACUUGUUGUCAUCCAGUCUGACAGGAGUUAUAGUGAUCCAUUGGCAACAAUAAUCGGGAGCCUCGGUUGGUCUUGUAAUAAAGGCACAAAUAUUUGUGUAUUUUAUCACAAUUCAACAAAUUUUUUGAGUAAACUCUAUUUUAGAGAACUUCAAAAACGAUUGUCAUAUUUGAAACUAUCUGAACUGCAUAUUUUCGGUAACAUUUUCAGCUCAAAUGAUGAACAAUUGUACGAUAUUGACACUCUCUUUGAAACUACAUAUUUAUACGGAGUAACUACUUUGAAUUCACUAGAUGUACAGGACAGUAGGCAUAGUUUAAUAGCUAAUAACCUUAGGAAGCUCAAACAUGUUAUUUACAGGUCAACAGAUAUAGACCUUUAUGAUUUCCUUUAUAACUGUCCGGAGUUGGAAAUGAUAGGAACAAUUAAAUUUCCUCAAUUAAAUGAUUCUGGUAUUUACAGAAUACCUCGAUGCAAUUCAAUCUCAUUUACGGAAUUUAAUUCAGGCGUCAGAUAUCCAAUAUUGGAUGGUUCCAUGGUAAGUACCAAACUUAACAUCACCCCUAGUCUGCGCUCAAGAGAUCCCCAUUUCAUUGGUUUGAAUUUUCCCAGAAUUGAAUUUUUAAAAUUAUCUUCCACUAACUGGACCUCACAAUUGGUAACAUUUAAUAAUUGUAAUUUCUCUUCUUUGAAAUAUAUUGAUUGUGGUUUGGCAAAAAUAUCUUGGAUGGACUUGCAAUCUUGUGGUGCCCUGAUUGAGAAAGUUAAAGUAAGCUUAUAUGACGCCGAGCAAAUUAGAUGGUUAAAGGAAUGCCCAUUCCAAUUGAAAGAAAUCAAUAUAACUCUAGGGAAUAUCUCAAGUAUUGGUACCUUUAUUUCGGAUAUUCUGGAAGAAGGAUUUAUCUCUUCGGAUAUCAAUGUUACUGUCAAUCUUUCUUCAUUAAAUGACUGCAUAUUUUUAGAGAAAGUUGUUUUACCAAAUUUAACCUCAAAUUCUAUCUUGAAGCUUACAGUAAAUGAAGAUAAAUUACAAGAAUCUGUGAUAUCUAAAGGUCAACAACUUUCUAGUUACUCAAUGAGUCCACAAGAUAAAAGUGUCAUCCUUCAUAUUCCACAUAUGAAGCAGUUGUCUUUAUUCAUGACCGAGCAUCAAACAGAAAACUCCAUCUCAAGAAGAUCAAGCAUAACGCACCCAAGAAUUACUACACCGCCUUUAAAUAAUAUUUUUGCAGAUGUGCCUACUUACACAUCUUGCAAUUAUGCUGUUUCUCCUUCGGAAUUUAGAAGAAAUAGUUUGGCGGGAUUAUCUAGCGAAACAGCAAGAAGGAAUAGCACUAUAACACUUGAACCUCAAAUGUCAAUGUUUCAGACAAGAAGGAAAUCUUCUGUUGGAUCGGUGUCCUUAUUUUCUGGAAAUACCUACAUUUCUCAAGAUGACUUCAUUGAUGAUAUACUUUCGUUUGAACUUACAGAGAGCUGUCCAAGUGUAUUAACGACGGACAUAUUAACUUUGGAAUCCUCCACAAUUCUUUUGGAAUCCAACAUAAUAAAAACAAUGAAAUUACUUCAAAUAAGUGUGAAUGUGGAAAAAAGUGUUCCUUAUCGGACAUCUGAUGAGCUCCUACUGCAGAUAUCGAGCAGAAUACUUGACGCUCUUAAAUUUCCAUAUGCUCUUAAAUUUCCUGACGUUAGAAUUGAAAAUUUUCAAAUUAUCGUCGACUUAAAGGGAAUACAAAUGCAGAAUGGUAAUAAUAUGCAUUUGAAUACAGAACUAGAGGAAAUCCUGUCUUCUAAGGGCCACCAUUUAAAAGUUGUUAGUGAAGUUGGUACUCAGUGCAAUAUAGCUGUAGUACUACUAUCCUAA
Messenger RNA from Kazachstania africana CBS 2517, 2142 nucleotides. RefSeq lists its product as uncharacterized. The transcript has a single exon. Lineage: Eukaryota; Fungi; Ascomycota; Saccharomycetes; Saccharomycetales; Saccharomycetaceae. The coding region runs from base 1 to 2142 and encodes 713 amino acids. The record is from RefSeq and is a predicted model, not a curated record.